AUGGCCGCGUCCACCCUGUCCGUGUGCUCCAGCGCCCAGAGCUAUGAGCGGCUCUGCCUGCCCGGUUCCUGCACCGGCUCCUGCUGGCAGGUGGACGACUGCCCAGAGAGCUGCUGCGAUCCCCUCUGCCGCGCCCCCAGCGGCUGUGCCCCGGCCCCCUGCCUGACCCUUGUCUGCGCCCCAGUGAGCUGUGUGUCCAGACCCUGCUGCCAACCAGCCUGCACCAGCCCCUGCACGGCCUCGUGCCGCCAGCAGUCUAGCUGCCCCCCCUGCCGCACCUGCUCCCCCUGCCAGCAGGCCUGCCGUGUGCCCGUCUGCUGCACACCUGUCUGCUGCACACCUGCGUGCUGCGAGCCCGUGUGCUGUGAGGCCGCCCCCUGCUCAGCCCCCUCGUGCUGCCGGCCCACCCCCUGCCCCUCGUCCUGCCGCAGACCCUCCUCCUCCGUGUCCCCGCUCUGCCGCCCCACCUGCUGCCCCGCUGGCUGCGUCCCCGCCUCGAACCCCUCGACCAGGGUGGACUGCGGGCCCUGGGCGCCUCCUCUGCGGGUGGGCAGCUUGAAUCCCAUGCCCCCGGGGCGGCAGCCUGCAGACAUCACCACCCUCCUCCCGACACCAGCCCAGCCCCACGCCACCGUGUGCCACACCAGCUGCCCCUCGGGCUGCCAGGCUGCCUGCCGCGUGCCCAGCUCCUGCCAGCCGUCCUGCUGCACGUCCAGCCCCUGCCAGGCGACCGGCAUGCCCGUGAGCUGCAAGCCAGUUGUACACGUACCCGUGAGCCGCAAACCUGCCGUAUGUGUACCCGUGAGCUACAAGCCUGUGAGCGUGGCCUCCUCCUGCCGUUCCCCUGUGCGCCGCCAGCCCUCCCGCCCCACCCUGCUCUGCAGACCCGCCCCCGUAGCAUCCCUUCCGGCCUCCGAUCACGCGGCUCCUCCCAGCUGCUCCCAGCGCAGACGGGGUCGCACCUGUACCCCUCCCGGCACGAGUCCUCGGUGGGCCUCCAGGUUCUGCACGUGGCAGACGACAGGCACGCUCGGCCAACCCUCUGAACUCGGGCGAGGAGGAGGCAGGAUGAUCUGGGCCCUUCUGUGA
Messenger RNA from Aethalodelphis obliquidens (Pacific white-sided dolphin), 1089 nucleotides. Its product is annotated as keratin-associated protein 10-3-like. The record is from RefSeq and is a predicted model, not a curated record. Lineage: Eukaryota; Metazoa; Chordata; Mammalia; Artiodactyla; Delphinidae.